Messenger RNA from Ambispora gerdemannii, 1419 nucleotides. The record is from the annotation of a GenBank genome assembly. NCBI's taxonomy places the organism in Eukaryota, Fungi, Glomeromycota, Glomeromycetes, Archaeosporales, Ambisporaceae.
AGUGAGAGAACUUCCUUAAGUGUGGAUGAUUUUUGGAGGAUGAUCGAUAAAAAACGACAUCAAGACGAAAUCGACCUUGAAGAGUUGGAUUAUACAAAACGUGCGUUGAAAGAUACAAACAACGAAACGCACCAUAUACGUGCUAUAACGACCAAUAAAACGACGAGACUACUAAAACAUGGAUUAGAAGAUCAAGCCGAAAAAUCCAAGGGUUAUAAAAGUAAAGAUCAGGAAGAGGUCAACUCCGGUGAAAAUGAAGUGACAUACAACAAGCAAGAUGUUAUAACUAAUGAUUCGGAUAAUGAUUUGCGAGAAGUGACAGAAUCAAUGGUUGGAAAAGUGGAAAGAACUCCAUUGAUAGUAGACGACAUUGACCUGGAGGAAAUUUUCAUAAAUUACCGUGACGAAUGUGAAAAUAUCUUUGAUUUAUGUCAUAGCGACAUCAUGGAUAUGAGACCUACCUCACGCUUCACGAAUGAAAUUACAGAGGAAUCUUGGGAUAAAUGUGUGCUAGAGACAUACCCCAAACAUAAAAUACCUGAGGAAUGGGAAAAAUUUAUACAAGAAUUUUUCAAGCCAAAAGACAACCUAGAAGAAUGGAAAAAGGCCUGGCGCGGACUUUAUAAUGGCAAAGAAAUCGACGAAAACAAAAAAGACCUAGUAGAUGCCAUCUACAAUAUUCUUGGAACAUUUAUUGAAGCUUUUGAAGCACCGGUUAACAUUUUAAAAUCAGGCGACCUUGAAGAGAAUCAGUACAACGCACAAUUUGUAAGUCCGGUGUUAAAAAAUGCACUCAAGACUAUAUGUAGUGUUGAUUGGAGAAUUCUUGAAGUGCCGGUUGAAAGUAGUAAGUCUCGCCGUAACGCCGAUAUAAAUCCAUUUAUUGACAAAGUAUUGGCCUCGAAGCGUGCAGACGGACUUGCUCGUCUCUGGGAAAAUCAUGAAGAAAUAUUUGUAUAUGAGCAAACGGGGCCUCCGAACUUCGAUGAUGUUACAGAAUUUCACAUCCAUGACUAUAAGUUGGUUAGAACCAUGCGAGACGUGCUAAACCAACGAAUAAUCUUUCGCCUUAAAGGUGGAAUGUACGAUCACAAAGAACUGGCAAGUUUUGGUGCUUUGGGCCAUCGCACUGAAGUAUCUUUGUUUUGGUGUACAAUACACCAAAGGGCAUAUUGUCUUCGUGAAUAUGGAAGUUAUAAGAUUCCUGCAAUUUGGCAGGAUCUCCCUGUUCUGUCCGAGGCAAUUACAACAUGUUUUAAAUUUUUUCUCUUCAUGAAAGAAAAUGUUGAAAAGAAGAAAUUACACAUUGAGCAAAAAAAUAAGUUGCUGGUCAAGCGAAAGAUUCAUAUGAAUUUUGGCCAUGUUUCCGCAUCUACUCUAACUUCAACAGAGGCUGGAUAUGAGCAGAUGAGCAUGUAG